Messenger RNA from Drosophila grimshawi, 1340 nucleotides. RefSeq names its product 28S ribosomal protein S29, mitochondrial (gene mRpS29). Bases 53 to 1264 code for a protein of 403 amino acids. NCBI's taxonomy places the organism in Eukaryota, Metazoa, Arthropoda, Insecta, Diptera, Drosophilidae. Gene Ontology annotation, molecular function: structural constituent of ribosome. The record is from RefSeq and is a predicted model, not a curated record. Gene Ontology annotation, cellular component: mitochondrial ribosome; mitochondrial small ribosomal subunit. The transcript has a single exon. Gene Ontology annotation, biological process: apoptotic process.
ACACACGUUCGAAGGCAGCGAUUCAAUUUGGAUUGUAAAUUGUAAAUUGUUAAUGAAAAUGUUUCGCAAACAAUUUGUGCACCUGUCGCGUGUCUCGACUCACCUGCAACGCAAUGCAAUAGCCCCCUGCAUUGCCAGUCCUGCAGCUGAGAUGUCAACAAAUGUGGCGCCGGCUGCUGCAGAUACUUCUUCUGCCGCAACGAAUGAGUUUCGCACUGGUGUAACUAAUCCCGGCGAGCACUCAGAGCUGCAUGUGGCCAAGUUCUAUACGAUACCCGUUGAGGAGAAGAAACAAAUUUUCAGUGGCGGCGGCCUGCCAAAGCAAUACGAGCAACAGAUCAAAACAUUCACCGAGGCCUGCUUGAUGGUCAGAUCUCCAGCACUGGAGCUGCUGCAGUACAUCAAGAAUGCGGAUCUGACGAACCCAGCGGUCCGUUACGUUCUCUAUGGUGACAAUGGUGUGGGCAAAACUCUGACUAUGGCGCAUGUGUUGCAUUAUGGUGCACUGAAUGAGUUUCUGUUGGUGCAUGUGCCCUGGGCACCCAACUGGAUGAAGCGACCCAAGGAGGCGGCCAAUUCAGCGAGCCAAGAGGGCUUCAUUGAUCUUCCAUUCGAUGCGGCCGCUUGGUUGGUGCACUUCAAGACGCAAAACGCCAAAUUGCUCGGCAAACUGCAGCUUAAAACCAGCAAGGAAUAUGUGUGGAGUAAGCGUGAGAGCACGCCAGCAGGAGCUCCACUAAUGGAACUGGUGGAGCAUGGCAUUGCACGCAUUAAGUAUGCAUCGGAGACAACAGCGGCGCUACUCGCGGAACUGAAGCAGCUUGCCAGUGCCCGGCAGUGUAAGAUAAUGGUGGCCAUCGAUGGAUUCAAUGCAUUCUUUCAUCCCAUUACCCGCAUCUUUUCCGACAACAAGCAGCGUGUGACGCCGGAGCGGAUCACGCUGACGCAGCCCUUCCUCGACAUCACCAACUACGACUGGACGAAUGGUGUGUGUGUUCUGUCCGUGGAUAAAAUAGCGAUGACCGAAGGAUAUAUGGCUUCGUAUAUGCCACGCUAUCUGCUUGGCAAGGAUGGCUUCGAGCAUUUGGAUCCCUUUGUGCCCGUCCAUGUCGGCAACUACACGGACAAGGAGUUCUUAAGCUACAUCAAUUAUUAUUUGGAUCGCCACUGGAUCUCGAGAGCGCAACCAGGCUUCGAGGAGCAACUUAAAUUUAUGAGCAAUAUGAAUCCUUACACGCUAAUGCAACUUGUCAGAGGCUUGUAAACUAACUAGAUCAUCAAUCCAGCUCUGUUUUUAGUUUGUAAAAAGUUAAUUAAAUUAAAUAAAGGAUUUCAAAAUA